AUGUUCCAACUGAUAUUAUUGGACCUUAUGAUUUUGUUGCUCCAGAACAAAUUACGCAACAGAAGGUUACGACAAAGUCAGAUAUUUGGUACGUUUGGCUCUGAUUUCUAA
Dracunculus medinensis (Guinea worm) is the source of this 111-nucleotide messenger RNA. NCBI's taxonomy places the organism in Eukaryota, Metazoa, Nematoda, Chromadorea, Rhabditida, Dracunculidae. The record is from the annotation of a GenBank genome assembly.